AUGAAGGUUGCAGUUUGUAUCCUCAUUGCUUUCAUUGGCUUAGCCAACGGCACUGGUUGUGGCUAUGGAAAUUGUGGAGGAUAUGGGUCUGGAGGAUCAUAUGAAGUAGUUGGCAAUAGAGGCUCUGGAUGGGGAAACGGAGGUUCUGGACCUGGAUGGAGAGGCUCAGGAUGGGUCAGUGGAGGUUCUAGUUCGGGAUGGGGUAAAGGAGGUUCUGGAUCUGGAUGGAGAGGCUAUGAAUUGGUCAGUGGAGGCUCUGGUUCGGGAUUGGGCAAAGAAGGUUCUGGAUCUGGAUGGAGAGGCUCUGGAUGGGUCAAUGGAGGCUCAGGAUCAGGAUGGAGCAAAGGCGGUUCUGGAUCUGGAUGGGGAGGCUCUGAUUGGGGCAAAGAAGGUUCUGGAUCUAGAUGGGGAAAUGGAGGUUCUGGAUAUGGUAGUAACAUAGUUAUUGUAGGAAAUGGUGGUUACGGAGGCUCUGGAUCUAGAUGGGGUAAAGAAGGUUCAGGUGACGGAGGUUAUGGAGGCUCUGGAUCAGAAUGGGUCAGUGGAGGCUCUGGUUCUGGAUGGGGCAAAGGAGGUUCAGGAUACGGAGGCUCUGGAUCCGGAUGGGUCAGUGUAGGCUCUGGAUCCGGAUGGAACAAUGGAGGCUCUGGAUCCGGAUGGGGCAAAGGAGGUUCAGGAUACGGUGGUUAUGGAGGCUCUGGAUCCGGAUGGGUUAGUGGAGGAUCUGGAUCUGGAUGGGGCAAAGAAGGUUCAGGAUAUGGAGGUUAUGGAGGCUCUGGAUGGGGCAAUGAAGCCUCUGGAUCUGGAUGGGCCAGUGGGGGCUCUGGGUCAGGAUGGGGCAAGGGAGGAUCAUCAGACUAUGGAUAUCGAGGUAAAAUUUAA
Messenger RNA from Mytilus trossulus (common blue mussel), 882 nucleotides. RefSeq lists its product as uncharacterized. Lineage: Eukaryota; Metazoa; Mollusca; Bivalvia; Mytilida; Mytilidae. The record is from RefSeq and is a predicted model, not a curated record. The transcript has a single exon. Bases 1 to 882 code for a protein of 293 amino acids.